Messenger RNA from Plasmodium cynomolgi strain B, 339 nucleotides. Its product is annotated as mitochondrial ribosomal protein S14 precursor. The coding region runs from base 1 to 339 and encodes 112 amino acids. The transcript has 2 exons. The record is from RefSeq and is a predicted model, not a curated record. Lineage: Eukaryota; Apicomplexa; Aconoidasida; Haemosporida; Plasmodiidae.
AUGGCAGCAAGAAACCCGGGACCCUACCUAAACCAAGUACCUAUCGGCUUCCCCAGUUACAACAGAAAAGUGUUUAGGGACAUUCUAGCCAGGCGUGCCUUUAUGGAGUCCGAAGUCAACACGCGGGUUUAUAAAAACGUUUUUGAAAACCUGGGCUUUAAGGGGCAAAUAAGAGUCAACAACAAGGUCGGAGUUAACCGGAUACGUAUGAGGUGCAUACAAGGCGGGUAUUCUAGAGGAAUUUACAAAUUCACGAGGAUGGCGAAAAUGGCUUUUUUUCAAACGGCAAGAGAAGGGUGGUUAAAAAAGUAUGGUUAUCGACCUGACCUGUUCAGGUAA